Caenorhabditis angaria is the source of this 2032-nucleotide messenger RNA. NCBI's taxonomy places the organism in Eukaryota, Metazoa, Nematoda, Chromadorea, Rhabditida, Rhabditidae. The record is from the annotation of a GenBank genome assembly.
AUGAAAUAUGUGAAACCAUCAAUGAUUCAAUGUUAUAUUUGUAGUGUUAUCACUGAUUUUGCGCUGAGUUUUGGCACAAUUCCAUAUGUGUUAUUUCCAACAAUGUCCGGACAACCUCUAGGGAUUUUGUCAUAUUUAGGAAUAGAUAUCAAAUCGCAAACUUUAUUGAUAAUCGAGUUAUUGAUUGGUGUUGCUUGUUCAAUUAUUGGGAUUCUUGAAAAUCGAUUCACCUGCAUAACUAGACCUAGAUCAAGCUUGAAAAAUCAUAUCAUUAUCUACACCCUUAAUGGUGUAUACAGCAAUAUAAUUUUAUAUUUCGUGUUCACAAAUUGUCCAGAGCAACAAAGUGCUCGACAAAUUGUUCUAUACCAACUUCUCCCCUCUGAUCUUCCUAGUCAUUUCUACACCGAUCCAUUAUUUGUCGUUUCCCUGAACAGUUUUCAAGUUGGAAUGGCGAUUCUGGCAAUCUAUGUUGUUUUAUUCGUAGAAUGCAUAUUUUUCGCGUUGGGGACAACUUAUAAACUAUAUUUGCAGCAUAACAAUACAAAUCUAUCCUCAAAUACAAGAAAAAUGCAAAACAAGUUUUUCAUCUUGAUUUGCAUUCAAUGUUCAAUACCAAUAACUGUUCUAGCUAUUCCAGUUUGUUAUGUUAUUAUCAGCUGCUCAACGUCUUAUUUUAAUCAAGGUUUGCUUUGAUUUUUGGGUGAUUUAUGCUAAUUUUCUUGUUCAGCUCUCAAUAACCUUGCAUUUAUACUAUUUUCAUUUCAUGGAAUUCUUACAUCAAUAUCGAUUAUUCUGAUUCAUCCAGCUUAUCGAGAAGCGGUAUUUUCAAAAUUCAAAAUUCGUAGAAUAGUACCCUUGAAAGUUUCCUCAGUUGUUAGAGAAUAAAACUAUUGUCACAUUAGUUUUCCAAGAAUUUUUGUUUUCGACGGCAAAUCUAAUUUCCUGGUUCUCGAUGAAUUUUCUUUAUGAUCAACACGAAUAUUAGCAAUCACUCAAAAAGUUUUGUCUGAUGACUAUCGCAUCAAAAAACAAUUCUUGGUCAUAUUUCAACACUCCUGAAUUCCUCGUAACAUCUCUUCAUAUAUUAACUAUUAUUGCGAUUCCUAUUCAUCUCCUCGGUUUUUAUUGUGUAUUUUUCAAAACUCCACCAAAGAUGAGAUAUGUAAAAUCAUCAAUGAUUCAAUGUUUCCUUUCCGGUGCUGUUUUGGAUUUCGCAUUCAGUUUUGGAACAAUACCCUAUGCAUUGUUACCCACAUUAUCUGGUCAUUUUUUAGGAGUUCUCUCCGAUCUUGGAAUGUCACAAAAAUCGCAGGUCAUUCUAAUUAUCGAACUGAUUCUUAUUGUUGGUUGCUCUUUGAUUGGAAUUCUUGAAAAUCGUUUUACGUGUAUUACAAAUCGUAGAUCUAGAUUCAAAAAUAAUUUUCUGAUAUAUCUGUUUAAUGGAUCAUUUUUGAGUUUCUUGGUAUAUUUAACAUUCUCAAACUGCCCAGAACAAGAAGAAGCUCGAAGAAUCGUUCUAUACGAAAUUCUUCCACCCAAUCUUCCUGCUCAUUUCUAUACUGAUCCAAUAUUCGUUAUAUCACUGCAAAACGAUCAAAUUGCAACAACCAUGAUGAUAUCAUUUUUAUAUACAUUCAUAACGUGUUGCGGUUUUGUUUUUGGAACUUUCUACAAGUUAUACUAUUUGGAAAAGAAUAGAAACCUAUCCAAAAUCACGAAAAAAAUGAUGAUCAAGUUUUUCAUCUUGAUUUGUAUACAAUGCUCAAUUCCACUAACAGUUUUAGCUUUUCCUAUUUCUUAUAUCGCAUUCAGCUGCUCCACUCUAUAUUUCAAUCAAGGUUUGUUUCAAUUAUUGUUCUUUGAACGAAAUAUUCAAUUUACAGCGCUCAACAAUCUAAUUUUCAUAAUAUUUUCAUUUCACGGAAUUUUGACAACAUUAUCCAUUAUUUGUAUACAUACAGAAUAUCGGAGAGUUGUAUUUUCAAUUUUCAAGCCACCGAAAACCCGUGUUCAAUCUGUUUUUACUUAA